AUGAUUAAACAACAGCAACCACAACAACUUAAGGCGCAAAGCGCCCAGGUCCUUCAGACCAUUACAUACGCCAUAUAUGCAUAUAAUUCAAAGACGGCAGAACAAACGCAAAGGUUGAAAUAUGGAGAUUUGGAGAUAGUAUUGAAAAAUGACCGCUUCGAAUUCGUUUGCAAAGGUGGUGCAGUGAUAUCAAAUAUAAAAGAAAUUUUAUUUAUGAAUUCUAAAAUUAAAGGAAUAACGGAUGAUAUAACAUCAAUUCCACCAGAAGAACAGAGAUAUUACGCAUUAAAUGCAUUUCCUAAAGUUUUGAAGAUUGGAAGAUUUAAUUUAAAUGAGGAAUUCAUAGAAGGUUUCCUAAACGACAUAAUGAAGAAGGUGGAUAAGGAAUAUGUGGAUAGUGAGUUAGAGAAGAAAGCAGAUAAGGAAUACGUUAAUACUGAAUUAAAUAAGAAUUUUUUAUUUAUGUUGUCAAAAUGUCAUGUUGUCAUCAUUUUUAAGAGAAGUUAA
Messenger RNA from Trichomonas vaginalis G3, 507 nucleotides. RefSeq lists its product as uncharacterized. Bases 1 to 507 code for a protein of 168 amino acids. Lineage: Eukaryota; Parabasalia; Trichomonadida; Trichomonadidae. The record is from RefSeq and is a predicted model, not a curated record. The transcript has a single exon.